This is a messenger RNA of Closterium sp. NIES-65, 576 nucleotides long. Lineage: Eukaryota; Viridiplantae; Streptophyta; Zygnematophyceae; Desmidiales; Closteriaceae. The record is from the annotation of a GenBank genome assembly.
AUGCUGUCGCCGACGAGUCGUCGCCUGCUGUCGCGCGACGGCGGCGGCUUCAGCGACAGCGAGAUGGAGGCGAUGCACGACAGCAUGUGGCGCUGGCGCAACUCCAUGGACCGCUCGCGCCGCAGGGGCGGAAUGAUGGGCGGAAGAGGAGGCGGCGGAAUGAUGGGCGGAAGGGGCAAGGCGGUAAAAGAAUCCGCGGAAAAGGAAGCUUUCCCCGAGGGCGACUGCGGGGGAAACGGUGGCGGAGAGAAGCAGGAGGCCCCCCAUUUGGAGCUGAUUCGACGAAGCAUGCGAGCCGAGCAUGCCAUGACUGAUGUGCCUGGCAUGGAUGAAAUGAUGGGGGAUAGGGAUGGUAUGAUGAUGGAAGCGGAUGAUAUGAUGGAGGAAGGUGAUAUGAUGAUGAAUCAAGCUGAUAUGAUGAUGCAGGGUGAAAGCAUUGCAACAGGCAACGGCAAGGUGAUGAUGCCACACGGGGAUGGCAUGGUUGGAAGGCAGGUGGAUGACAAAGAGAUGGAAGACAUGAUGGAGGGGAUGAUGGGGGGGAAUAGGAUGAUGCUGAGAGGUGGCAAUGCAUAG